Molecule: messenger RNA, 576 nt
Organism: Fragaria vesca subsp. vesca
Lineage: Eukaryota; Viridiplantae; Streptophyta; Magnoliopsida; Rosales; Rosaceae
Exons: 3
Coding region: 1-576 (191 amino acids)
Biological process (GO): rRNA base methylation
Cellular component (GO): cytoplasm
Molecular function (GO): rRNA (uridine-N3-)-methyltransferase activity
Source: RefSeq, a predicted model, not a curated record
AUGGCGAAACAAAACUGGAAGAGGCGACUGAGUGCUCUGCCUCGUCUUCGAGCCGGUGGUGAGGUGCUGACUAGAUAUGGGUCGUUUGACCUGUGCUUGGGUUUUCAAAGACACUUUUCUCAUCUUUUGAAUAAGCUAAAUUUUGAGUCAGUGAUCGCCAAGUAUUCAAAUGCAGCACCAAGCAACUUGAAGGAAUUGGAGGACAGGGGAUGUGUAAUAUUGCAUGGGGUGGAUGUCCACAUCAUGAAACAGCACCAUCUUCUAGUUAAUCAACUGUUUGAUCGCAUAGUGUUUAAUUUUCCUCAUGCUGGUUUCAUUCACAGGGAAGAUGAGAAGAGGCAGAUCAAGGUGCAUCAGCAUUUGGUGAGGGGAUUCUUUGACAGUGCAUGUAAAAUGCUGAAAGUAAAUGGAGAAGUUCAUGUGACUCACAAGACCUCACAUCCAUACAAUGAGUGGGAGAUAGUGAAGUUAGCAAAAGAAUCUGGGUUAUAUCUGGUUGAGGAAGCAUCAUUUUCAACGAGGGAUUAUCCCGGUUAUAUGAACAAGAGAGGAAGUGGGAAGACAGGGGAUGUGUAA